This is a messenger RNA of Polychytrium aggregatum, 972 nucleotides long. RefSeq names its product kinase-like domain-containing protein. Gene Ontology annotation, molecular function: ATP binding; protein serine/threonine kinase activity. NCBI's taxonomy places the organism in Eukaryota, Fungi, Chytridiomycota, Chytridiomycetes, Polychytriales. Bases 1 to 972 code for a protein of 323 amino acids. Gene Ontology annotation, biological process: intracellular signal transduction; protein phosphorylation. The transcript has 8 exons. The record is from RefSeq and is a predicted model, not a curated record.
AUGAACCCCGGCCUGCGCCGUCCCUCGACCACCUCGCAAAAGGGCUCGGACCACUUUUACGAGUCGAAACACUCGGCCUCCGACACCUCGCUUGCUGAAAAGUACGGCAAGGUGGCGACCGAGCUCGGCCGUGGUGCCAACGCCGUCGUCCGCCUGUGUUGCCCGAUGAACUCGGAAAAAAAGUAUGCCGUCAAGGAAUUCCGCAACCGAAGACGAAAUGAGGGCCAGAAAGAGUAUGUCAAGAAGCUCAUUGCCGAGUUCUGCAUCAGCUCGACCCUAGACCAUCCUAAUAUCAUCAAAACUGUCGACCUGAUCAAAGACGAGAAACACAAGUGGUGUGUCGUCAUGGAGUACUGUCGCGACGGCGAUCUCUACGCCAAGAUCCACGCCGGCCAGCUCACCGACCUCUACGAGUCGUAUUGCUACUUCCGCCAGCUCAUUGAGGGUGUCAAGUAUCUGCAUAGCAUGGGUGUCGCUCACCGUGACUUGAAGCCAGAAAACCUCCUGUUGGACGACGACGGAAAAAUCCUCAAGAUCACCGACUUUGGUGUCUCCGAGGUCUUCAAGACGCCCUUUGGCAAGCCCACCAAGGCCAAGGGUCUCUGUGGAUCCGGGCCCUAUAUCGCCCCAGAGGAACACACCGACCCUGAGUAUGACUCACAACUGGUCGAUAUCUGGGCCAUGGGCAUCAUCUUCUACAUCAUGGUCAACAAUGCCAUCCCGUGGAGAAGCGCCGAGGAAACCGAUGCGCGCUUCAAGUACUAUCUCGACCACCGCAGCUCCUUCUGGCCCUUUGAGCAGCUGGCCCCUGGCCCGAGAAAAGUCAUUUACGGCAUGCUCGAUCCUUCGCCCUUGACGCGAUUCUCCCUCGACAAGCUCAUCGCGGACGAGUGGAUCCAGACUCUCCAGUACUGCACCCCCGAGCGGCAAUCCAGCAACCAUGUACAUACCAAGGGCCCCGGCGCCAACUAA